Dentiscutata erythropus is the source of this 4197-nucleotide messenger RNA. The record is from the annotation of a GenBank genome assembly. Lineage: Eukaryota; Fungi; Glomeromycota; Glomeromycetes; Diversisporales; Gigasporaceae.
AUGAGCCUUGACACUUUCAAAAGUCAAUUGAUGUCAAAUUCAAAAUAUGAAUGCCGAGUUAAAGUCAACCAAAGAUGUUUGAUCGAUAAAAUGUUGUCAAGAUAUUCGACCAAAUUUGCUGUAUUUCGAGAAUUGUUGCAAAAUUCAGACGAUGCAACAUCUUCAUCUGUCGAAAUAGUAUUUGAGGGUACCAAAAGAGAAAAUUAUUCGAGAUUGCUUUUUAAAAAUAAUGGGAUGAACUUUCGGAAACAAGAUUGGGACCGAUUAAAGAAAAUUGCCGAAGGAAACCCAGACGAACAAAAGAUCGGUGCUUUCGGUGUUGGAUUUUAUUCAGUAUUUUCUGUCUGUGAAGAGCCAUUUGUUUCUUCUGGUAAUCUUGGCAUGGCAUUUUAUUGGCAAGGUGAUCAGUUGUAUGUGAGACACGGCCCCAUCGAUAACAGUGAUUCUACAUGGACUACAUUCUUGAUGGAAAUGAGAAAUCCUUUAAAGCUCCCUAACUUGGACGAAUUAUGCCGUUUUUUGACAACUUCAUUGGGAUUCACAACCAAUCUUCGUCAAAUUUCGGUAUAUUUUAACGAAAAUGAAUUAUUCAGUAUAAAGAAAAUUAUUGGUCGCCCUCGAUCAAUUAAAAUCAAACCUGAUAUAAAGAGAGAAUCUCCAGAAAAAUUGUUUAAGCUUGAAUCAGUCAAUAUUCAAACGGUUAAAUUCGAAGUUACCAACACUCCUAGGACAACAGUGUCUAGUAAUCAUGAAAAAAAAAAUGUGACCGUGUGUUUUCAAAUUGCUAGUGGGAAUUUGAAAGUUCAGAUUCAACAUAAAUUUUCCUCUGAAAUGGAAAGGUUAACAAAGAAAAAGCCUCCAAGUAAAACUACCAUACAAGCUAUUCUUCCUAUGUACUCUAAAUCUUCUGACGUGACAUCCGAUAUUUUCAAAGAUUUAUUGCCAUAUCCCGAACAAGGAAAUAUUUUCAUUGGCUUUAGAACGCAUCAAACAACUAGUUAUUCUAUAAAUUUAGCGGCUCGUGUCAUACCAACUGUUGAGCGUGAAUCGAUUGAUUUUGCCGAAAAAACACUCUCAGUUUAUAAUACAGAAAUGUUGUGUUCUAUUGGAACAUUGUGCCGUGUGUUAUACGAAGAUGAGAUGAAUCAACUGUGCCAAUAUAAACCAGGUGGCAAUCAACUAAUGCUUGAGGAACGUUCAGUGCGCAUUCUCAAUCAUUUUACCUUUGAGCAAAGUACUCCAGAUGCUAAAGUAGGAAACAUAAUUGAAUCACAAUUUUAUAGAUGUUGUUCAUCACAAUUGUCAGUAUUAUCUACUCAUGGCGUCAAAGCCAUUAAUUUGAUACGGUUACCCAACCCAGAGAUGACUGAAUUUAUCAAAACUACUCCAGUUGUUCCGAAAAUCAUGAUGGAUCAUUGUGAAUCAUUUUUUUAUAGGGCAAAUAGUAUUUUGAGGCUCAUUGAACAAAUUUCAAUAUAUGACGUAUUUGAAGAAUUGAAAAAACGAACUCUGGAUGUAAAUGAAAUGGUAGCCUUAAUGAAAUGGUGGAUAACGAAAGAUUUCACAAUAACAGUUCAUAACGACCUCAUGCAAUUGGCUACUGUUAAUAUUGAAAAUAAGGUUUUACAUUUAAAAAGUAUUCGUCAUUUCCGGAAUCCUGGUAUUAUUAGUCCAGGGUUAGAUGUUCCAUCCAAUGUACUGCCAUAUGCUAUUAGUCAACAUUUUAAUAAUAAGCUAGAUAUAUUUAAACAAUAUUUUAGUACACUUUCACUUGGCUUCAAAAAUACAAAAAAGGAAGAUCAGUUCGCCAUAUGUCAAUUACUAUCUAAAAUUGAAUGUAUUCCGACUCAAUUUGGUGUGAAAAAACCUGCCAAAACAUAUUUUCCUAAUGUAACAUUAUUUUCAGAUUUGCCCAAUAUUAGCAUAAAAGGGAAUGAAAAAUUUUUCACCGAGAUCGGAAUAAAUAAGUAUGUUGAACUCGAAGUUGUUUUCGCUCGAUUAGUUAACAGUGAAAAUUUGGAUCACAUGAAACUUUUGAAAUAUUUUACUAAGUUUGCUGAAGAUCUUAAAGAUAUUGAUAUUGAAAAAUUAAAAAGGGCCAAAAUUUGGAUAAAGGAGUAUACUGAUAGUAAUAAAUCUGAGAAUAAUGAUGAGGUUCGGAGAGAUUUGGCAAAAAAUUUGUAUAUCCCGUGCUUUCAUAAUAAAGAGCUUGAAUUGCCAAUAAUAAAUUGGAAAGGGCAUUGGAACAAAUAUUCAAAUGAAGCUAAAUUUAUCAUUAGUCUUGGGUUGCAAGAAUAUCCAUCUAUUCAAACUAUCCUUCAACUUGCAGAACAAUCUAAACCUCUUGAACUUCGUGAGAAAGCACUUCAAUAUUUUAUCAAAAAUUUCAAGGAAAAUUAUUCCAAAAUAUAUAAUUCAAAUUUGGUUCAGAUAAAAUUUUUACCAUGUAUUAAUAAUAUUUAUACGAAACCAUCAGAGUGUUAUUCGAAUCCUCAUUGUACAAAGAUGGGAUUUAAUACUUUACGCCAAGAUUUAUGCUUUUUUGCUAAAGAAAUUGGUGUUAAAAAUUAUCCUGAUCACAAAUUGAUGCGGGAUAAAUUGAUACAAAAUCUUCCAAAUAUGGACAAUGCAAAAGAAAUUUUCGAAUUCAUGUACUUUGCAAUGCGUGAAAGUGGUUCAAAUUGGAAAGUACUUCAGAAUAUCAAAUUCAUACCUAUCCAAGAAAAGGUUUCACCAUAUAAAAUUAUUUAUCACAAGCCGGAAGAAUGUUUUUUCAAAGUAUUUAAUGAAGAUUAUGUAGAUAUAUUUAAAUGUGUUGAUUUUGGAGAAAUUGCAAACAAGUUUUUAAAAGAUUGUGGUGUAAAACAAGAGCCAUCUACAUUAGAAAUAGCAGAAUACCUUAUUAAAUCUUCUAGGGAAUUCUGGUCAAAGCUUAGUAAUAAGGAUUCAUAUACUAACUUCUUAGGAACUAUUGCACACAACUAUGAAUAUUUAAAUAAAACAAAACCUGGAAUACUUGAUACAAUGAAACAAUGUCCAAUCUUGUUAGGCAUAAAGAAAGAAUUAAAUAUUUCUGGAACAACGACAGAUGUUUAUGAAUUGGCCUGUGCUGAAGAUAUUUUUAUAAAUGAUAAUGAUAAAUAUCGAAGUUUAUUUAAUCCAUUAAUUUGUCCAUUUACAGAUCGUAUAGAAAAAUUUUAUCAAAUAUUGGGAAGUCAAUCUCUUGAUGCUAACGUCAGUACAAAACCUCAACAUAUUGCUAAAGAAAUAACUUCAGGUAUUUCUCAUAAAGUAAAUGAGAAAAUUUUGGAACGAGUACCUUGGUAUUAUUCUGGUAUUAAAGGUGGAGAUUUAAAGACCGAUAUAUCAUGGAUAGAAAAAUUACAAGUCAAGCAUACUGAUCAAAUUAAAAUGAAUUAUGUGCUUAUUCCUAAGCAUGAAACAAAGACAAAUAAAAUUUCUGCUUGUAUUUCGGAGAGUGGAAACAGUUUGAUUCUCUAUAUUACUAAUGAAAAUUACACGGAUAUUGCAAAUGCAUUAGUCCAACGUAUUCAUCGUCGUCCUGAAAGACAACAUUGUACAAAUUUGUACCUUUAUUUAACCUCUUCAAUAGAACAACUUCAGCAACUUGGUUAUCCUACUGAAAAUAUAAAUGUGAAUAUUAAAAAUGUAAAAAUUGAUGAAAUACCAAAUUCACCAAAACCAAUAAAACAAUUAUCUAGUGCUGAAUUCGAAAAGAUGUUACUUGAGGGGAUUACAUCUUGCAAAUCAAAUUAUAAUCGAUCCAUCCCAGCAAACAAUAAUCCUGUGGAAACUUUUGUUACUGAAGAAGAAUAUUAUGAUUCACCUUUAAGUUAUGUUACAACUAUAGAGUCUAUUGAACUUCAUAUUAAAGAUACAUUGGAUCCGUCUAUUCUUUUAUUUCCCACUGUUACUAUGGAAGGAAAUAUAAAAAAAUUCAUUAAUGUUCUUGUUGAUGUUGCUAAAAUUUUUGAACUUCCAAAAAACAAAAUUAACAUAUUUUAUGAUGAUGAUUCAACAAUGGUCGCUUUUAAUCGUAACAAAACCUUGUUUUUCAACUUAAAAUCUGACAUAGAAUAUGGACGUCCUUUUAAUAAAAAUAUUGUAUAUUGGUUCUUUACAUUUUGCCAUGAAUUGGCUCAUAAUUUCAUUUCACCGCAUAAUGCCGAUUUUGUG